Gordionus sp. m RMFG-2023 is the source of this 407-nucleotide messenger RNA. RefSeq names its product small nuclear ribonucleoprotein F-like. The transcript is spliced from 4 exons. The record is from RefSeq and is a predicted model, not a curated record. Bases 53 to 313 code for a protein of 86 amino acids. Gene Ontology annotation, biological process: spliceosomal snRNP assembly; mRNA splicing, via spliceosome. Gene Ontology annotation, cellular component: U1 snRNP; catalytic step 2 spliceosome; pICln-Sm protein complex. Lineage: Eukaryota; Metazoa; Nematomorpha; Gordioida; Chordodea; Parachordodidae. Gene Ontology annotation, molecular function: RNA binding.
AUUUAUUACAUUCCUUGUGCUUAAACUUUUCUACCAAUUUUAGAAGUGUAAAAUGUCUUCAGCGUUACCUCUUAACCCUAAACCUUUUUUGAAUAGUUUGACUGGUAAGAAAGUUAUAGUUAAACUAAAGUGGGGUAUGGAAUACAAAGGUUUCUUGGUGUCACUUGAUGGCUAUAUGAACCUACAAUUAGCUAAUACAGAAGAGUAUAUAGAUGGACUUUUAAGCGGAAACUUGGGGGAAGUAUUAAUUAGAUGUAAUAAUGUAAUGUAUAUCAGAGGUUGUGAUGAAGAAGAAGCUCUUAAAGAAAAAUAGCAAUUUUUUAUAAAUUUAUUUGUUUAUAUCAAAACGAUUAUUAUUUUUUUAUUUCAUAAAUUUUAAAUAAAAGUUUUAAAAAUCAUAUGCUCGU